Cooperia oncophora is the source of this 687-nucleotide messenger RNA. The record is from the annotation of a GenBank genome assembly. NCBI's taxonomy places the organism in Eukaryota, Metazoa, Nematoda, Chromadorea, Rhabditida, Trichostrongylidae.
AUGCUCCGCAGUAUUACCAAAAAAUUAGUUCAUCUACAUGCUUUUUUAUCUGAAAUGAAGCCUGACAUCCUCGUAAUAACAGAAACUUGGUUGACCCCGCAUAUUCUUGACUCUGAAUUGACUGGUGGUUUCCCUUACUUCCUGUAUCGGAAGGACCGUACCCAGAGAAAAGGUGGAGGAGUCUGUUGCAUAGUGAGGUCUUUUCUUAACUGCACGGAAGUGAAGUUGAACACCAACAUGGCCCCAGACAUACUCUGCUGUGAUAUUCUUAUGCAUGGGGCCGCCUCUCCUCUGAGGAUCAUCUCGGUCUAUCGCCCUCCAAACACUUCGCCAUUCAGAACUCCUCAAACGAUACGCACGGCAUAUUCAAUACAUGUAAGGAACUUAGUCGCUCAGAAAGAAAGAUUAUUUCUCUCUCUUAACCGUCCAUUGGAAAAUAACCUCUACAGAAAGGUGUGUCGGGACCUUGACGGCCAUGUAAAGAAGCUUCUUGCCAAUCGUGAACAUCGUCUUACAAGAGGGUCAAAUUUGAAACGGCUUUUCCACUAUAUUAGACAGAAAACAAGAGAUAAUUCAGGGUUACCUACCUUGCUUGAUACCUCGGGCAAGAAAUACAUUUCAGAUAUGCAGAAAGCCAGAAUAUUAGGCGAAUAUUUUGCUUCCGUAUUCUUCCAGCAGUGGCUCUGA